AUGACCAUGCCAUCAUCGUCUCCAAUGGAACCCGAAAAGUACAUAAACUAUCAAAAGGCAAAAGAUACAUCUCUCUUGGCCAUUGCUUUCUCCAUUGUGAUUUACAUAUCUAUCUGCUAUGACAUCUUCAACCUUUCUUCUUCAACUCUUUUAAGCAACACCAAGUUCUGGUUUCUCAUCUCCAACACUCUAAUCCUCAUCAUCGCCGCCGAUUACGGCGCUUUCUCGGCAUCCAAACACCGUAAACCUGACCUUUACGAGGAAUAUCGCUAUGCUUUACGUUGCCAAGCGAGGAGAAGCUCUGCAGAAUAUCCUUCAUUUGUUUCACAACAAUGUCACAUGAACAAUAUUCCCAUGGAAGAAAAGAUCGUAGCCGAUCAUCAUCAUCAUUACCACCACCACAGGAAGAUGGAUGAAACCCCAGAAAAAAUAUUGGAAGUUGUUCGAAUCAGUGAACCGGAAAAGCCCGAAACCAUCCGACGAAGCAAGUCCCGUAGAGCGAAGCAUGUCACAUUCAAUGACGUGAACAACAACGACAAAAACAAUUGCAAUUUGCAAAGAUCAAAUACCGAAAAGCAUGAACCGAACAUUAAAGUACACGAGUCGCCAGCGGAAGCGAACGAGUUUUCGACCAUGUCGGACGAGGAACUAAACAGGAGAGUGGAAGAGUUCAUUGAGAAGUUCAACAGGCAGAUUAAAGUUCAAGCUAAUGCCUGCUAG
This is a messenger RNA of Hibiscus syriacus, 720 nucleotides long. RefSeq lists its product as uncharacterized. The coding region runs from base 1 to 720 and encodes 239 amino acids. NCBI's taxonomy places the organism in Eukaryota, Viridiplantae, Streptophyta, Magnoliopsida, Malvales, Malvaceae. The record is from RefSeq and is a predicted model, not a curated record. The transcript has a single exon.